CCUCUCCAUCCUGACCUCUCCAUCCAGACCAUCCAGACCUCUCCAUCCAGACCUCUCCAUCCAGACCUCUCCAUCCAUCCAGACCUCUCCAUCCAGACCUCUCCAUCCAGACAACAUAUACACUCAAAUAGAUGUGAAAUAUGCCCAAAGGAAAAUAGCUCAAACACACAGAUAAAUGUCCAUCUACGCACAUUGGUAUGGAUAUAGACACACCCAGAUAAGUAUUAUCUGAAAGAGACUGGACUGAGUUGUUGUUGUAGGACAGGGGUUGGGGCUGGGACUGGGUGUAAGUGAGGGGUUAGGGUUGGGACUGGAUGUAAGUGAGGGGUUGGGGCUGGGACUGGGUGUAAGUGAGGGGUUAGGGUUGGGACUGGGUGUAAGUGAGGGGUUAGGGUUGAGACUGGGUGUAAGUGAGGGGUUAGGGUUGAGACUGGGUGUAAGUGAGGGGUUGGGACUGGGUAUAAGUGAGGGGUUAGGGUUGAGACUGGGUGUAAGUGAGGGGUUAGGGUUGAGACUAGGUGUAAGUGAGGUGUUGGGACUGGGUAUAAGUGAGGGGUUAGGGUUGAGACUGGGUGUGAGGGGUUAGGGUUGAGACUGGGUGUAGGGCAGGGGUUAGGGUUGAGACUGGGUGUCAGUGAGGGGUUAGGGUUGGGACUGGGUGUAAGUGAGGGGUUAAGGUAGGGACCGGAUGUAAAUGAGGGGUUAGGGUUGAGACUGGGUGUAGGGCAGGGGUUAGGGUUGAGACUGGGUGUCAGUGAGGGGUUAGGGUUGGGACUGGGUGUCAGUGAGGGGUUAAAGUUGAGACUGGGUGUAGGGCAGGGGUUGGGGCUGGGACUGGGUGUAAGUGAGGGGUUAGGGUUGGGACUGGGUGUAAGUGAGGGGUUAAGGUAGGGACCGGAUGUAAAUGAGGGGUUAGGGUUGAGACUGGGUGUAAAUGAGGGGUUAGGGUAGGGACUAGGUGUAAGACAGAGGUUAGGGUUGGGACUGGGUGUAGGACAGGGGUUAGGGUAGGGACUAGGUGUAGGACAGGGGCUAGGGUUGGGAAUAGGACUUCAGUAAGGAUGCUGUCUGUGGUGAUACUAGGUGUGAGCCUGUCCUUGCUCAUUCUGCUGACGGUGUUUGGCAAUGUCCUGGUAUGUCUGGCUGUCUGUGCCACACGACGUCUCCGCUGCCUCACCAACUGUUUCAUCGUCUCCCUGGCCAUCACUGACCUGCUGCUUGGCAUGCUGGUCCUGCCCUUCUCUGCCCUCCUCCAGCUCAGCGAUUGGCCGCUGGGGCCGACCCUCUGCAACAUCUACAUCUCAUUGGAUGUUAUGUUAUGCACUGCCUCCAUCCUCACCCUAUUGGCCAUCAGCGUGGACCGCUACCUGGCUGUGACCGCGCCCCUUAGAUACUCGUCGCUGGUGUUGCCGAGGGGGGUAGCCAUAACGAUGGCUUCGGUGUGGGCGGUGUCGCUGGGGGUGUCGUUCCUACCGAUCCACCUGGGCUGGAACACUGUGGAUGGCAGUGUGCAGAACCGCGGCCCGGGAGAGGAGAGGGAGUGUAAGUUUGAGCUGAACCCGUCGUACGCUGCGGUGGACGCCUCCUUAACCUUUUACCUCCCCCUGCUGAUCAUGUGCUGGAACUACCUCCGCAUCCUCCGCAUCGCCCGGGCCCAGGCCAGACGCAUCAUCCAUGCACGACCCAACCUCAACAACAACAGCCCCUCGUCAGCCCCUCGUCAACUCACCUCAGUAACAGCGGUGGCUCUACGGGAACACAAAGCCACAGUGACUCUAGCAGCAGUGAUCGGAGCGUUCAUGGUGUGCUGGUUCCCCUACUUCACCCUGUUUACUAUCAUGGGUCUGAGGAUGCAGGACUACCCAGCAGCCUACCCUGUGGUGCUGUGGCUGGGAUACAUCAACUCAGCUCUGAACCCUUUUCUCUACGCUGCCCUCAACAGAGACUUUAGGUCCGCCUACGCUCGCCUGCUGCGCUGUUGUUACUACGGAUACGGCAGAGGGAGGGGUGGGCCAGCGUCGCCCCACAACACAACCACGACGUGUAAAAGGAACAAGGGGAAAGACAACACACACGAUCGCGCUGACCCUGUGUCUAUCUGUGAGGAGAAUUCAGUGUCCUACCAGUCCUGAAAGCUGAGCCCAGGACCAGCCAACUAAACUCAGACACCCAGGGGAUCAAUCACAUCACAGACAGGACACUGGGAGUCGUCUAAAAUAUCACGGACAAUCUGCAACAAGGAACACCGGGGACCUUUAACCGCAGAACUAGAUUGAGACUUUAUUUCUAUCACUUCAGCCAAUAAGCAGUGACUGGGGAAGCCCACAUGUCACUUUGUUCUGGAACACUGAUACCUGGAAAGUAAUGUCAUUGGACAGACAGACAGACAGACAGACAGACUGACUGACUGACUGACUGACUGACUGACUGACUGACUGACUGACUGACUGACUGACUGACUGACUGACUGACUGACUGACUGACUGACUGACUGACUGACUGACUGACUGACUAAAACUCUCGUCCCAGACUAGUGGUGAACUCCAAACUCUGGUGUUAUUCACCUGAACCUGACUGUGAUCUUCCAAUGAAGCAGAUAGUUAUGCCCUCUAGUGAUGGAAUAUAGUAUUACAACCUGACAAGGAGACGAGACUCCGGCAAUUAUCUAUUAAAACAAUCACUGUUCUGAGAGAAAAUGAUUUCAAAUAUGUGAGAGUGUUUCAUCUGUAUGAGGAACUGUUUAACUGUGCAGCUAUAUGGGUCAUCCACUAGGUACUUUGAAUUUGAGUACACAGUACGUACAUGCAGCCUACUGGACUGAAACAUGCCCCAGAACGUCUUGGGAUCUGAUAUUUGUCACGUCUAAACAACAGUGCAAUCUAGGUUUUUGUAAGGUUGUGAAGGUAGGCCACCUACGACCAGGGAGGGUACUGAACGCUGGUGGUGGAGUGGUAGAAUAAAUAGCAUUUACCAGUAGUCAUGGAUUCCAAUAAUAUCGUGCCAUUUAUUUUCUCCAGGAGCUAUCUUAUGGUAGUCGUGGGAACGUUGCCCAGGGACAGUGGUUGCAAAUUAGCCGGCUAGCUAAAACCGGCAAUUUUACUAAAACGUUGAUUAAUGUGCCUGUCCCUGUUAAAAAAAUUAUAAACUCAAAUUCAAACAAAAGUUAUGAAAAGGAAGAGUCAAGUUCUUGAAAAACAUACAUAACUUGGUUUUCAGGAUGAAAGGGACUAAGUCCAGGUUUAUGUAGAUCCUGAAGAAAUGUGGCAUUGUGCCAAUCUGCACACUUCAACUGCCAAUAAACAAGCAGCAAAGAGCUGGCACUUCUCCUCUAGUAUAACUGCAGUCACACAAAUGUAAUGUAUAAGUGCAGUCACACAAAUGUAAUGUGCCUUCCGCCACCUACUGGAGAAAAAGUGUUGACUUCACACAAAAUACAAAAAUAGAUACUGUACAUCAAUUCUAUUCCGCUGCAUCCGUCACAGUCCAAAUCACAUCCCUACACAGGAUCAGAGGCCUGACAGGGCGGUACUUUCAUUGACAGGAUUCCAUGUAUUUCCUCUGCUGUCAAAUCCCUGAGUCCCCACAUAACACAAAAAUCCCCAUAGAAAUCCGUCAGUUUGGACGCAUGUCAAUCUACCACAUCAGCCGAUGUCACACUUCUGUAUCUGCGGUGAAAGGUGACAGAGCUAGAGAGCGCGAUUUGUCAGUCCAUGAGACAUCCCGAUCAUUGGUCUUCUCACAAAAUCGUCUGCAGCAUCCAAAUCAAAUCAAAUCAAAUGUAUUUAUAUAGCCCUUCUUACAUCAGCUGAUAUCACAAAGUGCUGUACAGAAACCCAGCCUAAAACCCCAAACAGCAAGCAAUGCAGGUGUAGA
Salmo salar (Atlantic salmon) is the source of this 3873-nucleotide messenger RNA. Lineage: Eukaryota; Metazoa; Chordata; Actinopteri; Salmoniformes; Salmonidae. The record is from RefSeq and is a predicted model, not a curated record.